This is a messenger RNA of Ziziphus jujuba (common jujube), 583 nucleotides long. Its product is annotated as auxin-responsive protein SAUR64. Lineage: Eukaryota; Viridiplantae; Streptophyta; Magnoliopsida; Rosales; Rhamnaceae. The record is from RefSeq and is a predicted model, not a curated record. The transcript has a single exon. Gene Ontology annotation, biological process: response to auxin. The coding region runs from base 45 to 500 and encodes 151 amino acids.
AGAAGAGCCAAAGUCCUUCCUUUUCUUUCUUGAAGUGCGAGAACAUGAUCAGCACCAAGAAACUCAUAAAUAUGGAUAGGAGGUGGCAUAGGUUAUCUUCUAGAGGGAAGAAAAGAAUUUCCAUUCCCAAAAAGGUUAAAAAUGUCAAUGCAGAGAGUUUUUCUACUUCAACAUCUUAUUUAGCAGACAAAGGCCACUUUGUCAUUUACAGUGCAGACCAGAAGCGUUUUAUGCUGCCCUUAGCAUAUCUCUGUAACAACAUCUUCCGAGAGCUAUUGGAGAUGUCCGAAGAAGAGUUUGGACUGUCAAGUGGCAAGCCUAUCAGGUUGACUUGUGAUUCUAUUUUGUUGAAUUACGUAAUCCCUCUUUUCCAAAGGGGAUUGUCUGCAGAGUUGGAGAAAGCUCUGCUAAACUUCAUUUCUACAUGUCGCUUUUCAUCGACGUCCACUUCCUUCCAACAUGAUCAUCUUUCCCACCAACAGCUAUUAUGCAGUUACUGAAUAGAUCAUACUUGAAUAUUGUAUAGUUCUAAACUAGUUCAUAAUUUUUUGUACUUAAUUAAUAAUGUACUAGCUAGUUUAUA